Molecule: messenger RNA, 1176 nt
Organism: Penaeus chinensis
Lineage: Eukaryota; Metazoa; Arthropoda; Malacostraca; Decapoda; Penaeidae
Exons: 6
Coding region: 13-846 (277 amino acids)
Source: RefSeq, a predicted model, not a curated record
CAGCAACAAAAUAUGCAGCUACAACAGCAACAGCAGCAGCAGCAACAGCAACCACAACAGCAACAGCCACCUCAGCAUCACCAACAAUCACAACAGCAGGCACAACAACAGCAGCAGCAACAUCAAGGAGCUCAGAGUCAGCAUCCACAGCAGUCCCAUCACCAGCAGCAGCAACAGUUGUGUGAGCAACUUCAGUCCUUCCAGCAGCAACAGAAACCGGCCCCCCCCUCCAUACCCCCUUCGUUCCAGCAGUACCUCCCUCCCUCCAACAAGGGUAGCUGUGUGGUCGCCCACCAUGGCCUAGGGGAGGUGGUGGUUGAGGCUCCAGAGAGCAACAGCCAGGUCAGCACCCCAAUCUGGCCUCCAUCAGGCAUUGCACCUGGUGUGACGCUCACGGAGUACCCGAGUGGAGAAGAGAAACCCGCUCUGCCACCUUGGACGGAUGGCAUUGGCUGUGAGCGAAGAAACAAUGCUUCGAUCAACCGUGAUGCUGCAAAUAGAGCAUCCUGGCCUGUGGCAUCUUCACUCCUCUGGGCAGGCCUAGAUGGCUUCGUGAGUGAGAGUGAGGGCGAAGAGGGCAACAUCUCCCCCAUUGGACUCCCCCAGUACCGCCGCCAUUCCACAGACACCACGCACCUCAACCUCUGUGCCAAUGCUCCGCCAGUCACCAAAACCCGGAGCUCAGACAACAUUUCAUCAGUGAGUGGCAAUGGUGAGGCAAGUGGUACCAAGAAUGGCUGCUUGGACAGUAAUCUUCAGCGACUCCUGCUGCUCAACUCCAUCCUGCCAUCCUCAUCCCCCCCAACACCAACCUCCCAGUAUUCACUCUUCAGUCCCACCAGCUGAACAACAACUUAAAAAGAAAUUCUUGUGUAAUCUGAUUUCUUCUGUAUGACCCAAGAGCAGCUUUGCCAGGCAAUUCUGUUACAUGUACCUGAGGCAAGUCAUCAAGUGUCACAGGAAUUGAUAAGAACUUGAAUAAACCACCACAUAAACCCAUUAUAACAAUGACCACAAUGCAUUUGGCAGCUUGGUGUCAAAAUCAGCUGGCAGUUGCAGUACUUGGCAAUAGACUGAUGAGUGCCAAACCCCGUGUCUGGCUGGCCAGAUAUUGGUAUGUACUUCACACAUUUAAUGGCAGUCUUUGUAUUAACUAGUAAAUGGAAUGUUCUUUCA